This is a messenger RNA of Amoebophrya sp. A25, 1043 nucleotides long. NCBI's taxonomy places the organism in Eukaryota, Dinophyceae, Syndiniales, Amoebophryaceae. The record is from the annotation of a GenBank genome assembly.
GCCUACUCUCAACAGCUGGAAAGCACUGAUAAGGUAUCAAUUACACUUCAAUGUGCUGUUGCUUGUACAGAUUCAAUAAUGUUGAUAUGCUAGUAGUAGCUGGGCUUGUUGUUCGACCGCAAAAAUAUUUGUUCUUCAAUUAUUAUCUUAGGGAGAGUAAGUUUCUAAGGCCAAUGAGAUUAUUAUAGAGCAUGUAGAAUUUCAUUUCCAAUUUGACAUCUCGGAUAGUACUCAAGAGCAUGAGAUUGAAAACUACGUCCCAAAUUCUGACCCCACAGGAAAUUGCCGGUAUUCAGAUGGGCCAAGUGUCGGAGGAUUUCCAGUCCGUUGAAGUGGAGAUCGGGGACGAUCCAGCUGAGAGUGGCGACUUUGAUUUCAAAAAGAGCAUGGAGGAAAACUCUCCUAGCGACUCGAAGAAGCCACAAACUGUGUUGGAGUAGAGGAGUUCACGGUGGAGUUACUUCUCAUCAACGCCACAAACUGUGUUGGAGUAGAGGAGUUCACGGUGGAGUUACUUCUCGUCAACAAAAGGUGGACUUCGAAUGUGUCAGACACUAAAAUUCUAUAAGAAUGACGGUAAAGGUAAGGUGAUGGGAUGUACAUGAUGCUAAUAUAUUUUGAGCAGGUCAAGAAGACUGUUGCUUCUCCAUCACCUUGUAAGUCCAUGAGAUUGGUGUUGUAUAACAUGCUAGGGAACUAUGAUCAUGAUGUUCAACAUGGUUCGUUGUAUAAUUUUUCGAGCAAAAAAUAGUUCUUCUAUUGACCCGAUAGAGGAUAGCAAGCAUAAAAACUCACUUCACGUAGGAUUUAUCUUCGAGAACAGACAUGAUAUUUCCAACAACAGUCGGUUGUAGAUUUGUCAAGCGAAGUUGAAAUUAAUACACAACAACUUUGAAGAACAAUUCCUUGAAACAGACUGCAAUAGUCAUUUUUGUACUCCAACUACUUACAUUUACAAGAAACAUCAAUACUUUUUGUAGCAUCCAUGUUGCCGAUUCAUUCUGAAGAAUGAUUAUGGUUUCAGUCUGAGCUAGCCAACCCGC